AUGUCCCCCACCACCAACGCCGAAGCCCGCAAAAAAAGCAAUGCCACCGCCCAAGACAUCGCAAGCGAAGCCGAAAAAGUCGGUUUCCACCGCUGGAAAUGCGUAACUGCAUAUCCCGGUCCCUACACCCUCUACCGAUCUUCCUCUCCCAACUACGUUUCGCCACCAGGCGAUCCUUCCCAGUCUAUCGACGCAAAAGGUAUUGCAUUCUUGCACAAACAAAAUAUCGGUCACGUGAUCUGUCUCAACAACGAUGAACCGAGUUGUCUCAAGAUUGAAGCCGAAUUGACCAAUGCCCAUCCGCGCAUCAUCUACACACAUCUUCCUGUGACAGAUUACACGCCACCGUCUUUGGAUCAGAUGGAAACGGCGUAUCAAGAGUAUUUGAAUGCGAAAGUACCGACACUCGUUCAUUGUGGGUAUGGGCAUGGGAGAACUGGCACAAUGAUUACGGCGUUGCAGUAUAAGAUUGAGAAGGCGAAAGGAAAGAAGCUGGAUUUUAAGGAUGCCGAUUAUGCUAGGAAUAACGUGGAGAAGACCCAUUACGGGAGGUCCACGGGACAGUAUGAAAUGUUGAAUUUGCUGCAAGGGAAGAAGUGA
Messenger RNA from Botrytis porri, 600 nucleotides. RefSeq lists its product as uncharacterized. Bases 1 to 600 code for a protein of 199 amino acids. The record is from RefSeq and is a predicted model, not a curated record. The transcript has a single exon. Gene Ontology annotation, molecular function: phosphatase activity. Gene Ontology annotation, biological process: dephosphorylation. NCBI's taxonomy places the organism in Eukaryota, Fungi, Ascomycota, Leotiomycetes, Helotiales, Sclerotiniaceae.